Messenger RNA from Kwoniella shivajii, 5055 nucleotides. RefSeq lists its product as uncharacterized. The transcript has 15 exons. Lineage: Eukaryota; Fungi; Basidiomycota; Tremellomycetes; Tremellales; Cryptococcaceae. The record is from RefSeq and is a predicted model, not a curated record. The coding region runs from base 1 to 5055 and encodes 1684 amino acids.
AUGGACCAUAACCUCCUGAUAUCGGAGCUUCAAGCUCUCAUAGUAGAGACUAAGCGCAGGAAUCCAGAUGUGAAGGAUGCCAGUGAAGCUGCUUUGGAGUUAUUGAAAGGUGGUGCACUACCUAGAGAGGUCUUACAUCAAAACGCAGAUACGUUACUUGAACCAAUAACGAAAGGAUGUAAAACACGUAUAGCAAAAGUAAUAGCAAUCAGUAUAGGUGCUUUACAAAGAUUGGUAGCUUUAGGAGGUGUACCUACUGAAAAGCUACCUGAAGUGCUACAGACCCUUUCGAGUGUAGCCAAUCAGGCUGUGGAUAUACAAUUGAGGAUAUUACAGACUCUGUUAUCAAUUUUGACUUUCAACCAUGAUAUUCACGGAGAUAUACUGGGAGAUGCUCUCCUGUUAUGCUUCAAACUUCAGGAUUCACGUGUAUCAGUGGUAUCUUCAACGGCAGCAGCUACUUUACGUCAAGCUGUAAUGUUGAUAUUUGAUCGAUUACCUACACCAAACUCAACAGAAACAGUAUCCUUAUCUUUACCUACCGAUCCGGUGACAAAGACAGAAGUUUCACCAUCAGCUUUAGACGCAUAUUACAUCUUCUCGGAUCUAUGUUUGCUGACUGCUUCUGCGGGAAGUGGUGCAAGUGGAUUUCAUCUUUGGGGUGGAGGUGAAAAAGAAAAGCCCAAUCUGCUCAAACUUCAAAAUUUACAUAGAACUUUCGGACUGGAACUGAUUGAAAGUAUCUUGAGUGGAUAUGAAGAGAGUGUCAAAAAGCGACCUGAAUUGUUAUUUCUCCUUCAACACUCUUUGGACCCUUUACUACUCAAACUGCUCUCCGAAAAACCAUCCUUCCCCAUUGCCUUAAGGGUCUGUCGUUUGAUCUUCCUUUUGAUUCGAUCAUUCACAGACCAACUACCGAAACAAGUUGAGAUGUACCUUUUAACGCUCAUCAGGAUGGGAAUGGGAGAUAAUGAAGGUAAUGAAGAAACAGGAAAGAAAGAGCCUUCUCCAAGUUGGUUGAGAGUUUUGGCUUUGGAGAUAUUACGAGGCAUAUGUGGAGAUGCUUCUCUCCUUCAGAACAUUUAUUCACAUUAUGAUUCCGUUGAAAAUACUCCUAAAUUGUUCAGUAGAGUCGUCUCAUCGCUUUCUCGUUUGAUCAAUGAAAAGCCUGCUUUACUCGGCAUAGGAAAUCAAAUGCACGGCUUGGGGAUACCGCACACGGAUCCAACAAGUCCAGGAACAAACCCUCAUGCCAGUUACUUAGAUCUAGGAAUAGGAAUGGUCAGUUCCGCGGCCAGUGUGGGUGUAAACACGGUCAACGCUAUGAUGGGUGGUCAAGGUGGAGGACUAAGUAGUGCAUCGGGUGUGAAAUUGAGAUUAAUCGAGCAACACGACAAAGCUGAAGCUCCUCUUGUACCCGAAACAUACAUAUACCUUCUAGCUCUUCAAUCCCUGGACGCAAUCGCCAACGGGAUAUAUACUUCGGUAGCCGGAUCAGCGGCAUCUCAAGACUCAGUCAAAGCUAUGGCAUCCUCUUCAUGGCCAGCCCUUCUAGCGGCUUUGUCCUAUUGCAUUGGAACGAAUCUUUCCGACCUCAUCUUCGCGGAAGUCCUCACGGCAUUGCAAGAUUUCACCAUUGCGUGUGGACUAUUGCAACUCAAGACUCCACGAGAUGCCUUUCUCAGUACCUUGGGCAAAUAUGCUGUUCCUCCGCCCGUGGUCUCAGCUAUGCAAUCAUAUAUGGAAACUCCAAAUCCACACCGGAAUCCAAGCGUGGUUUCCGCAUCUGCAGACGCUCUUGGGUUCUCAGCUUUGGGAGUAGGUGGUCCAACUGGUCCUCCAAGUCUUUCAGAACGAAAUUUGGCAUGUCUCAGAAGCACGGUCAAUACUGCCCGGGUACUUGGACCAUCAUUAGGUAAAGCAUGGCAUGAUGUUCUAGAAAUUCUCCAAAAUGCGAAUUUCAUGCUUGCUGCUCGAAAAAUUUCUACAGGUAGAAGACCCACUGCACCUGGCAUCGGAUCUCCUGGUUUUCCCUUAUCACCUGGUACUCCCCGACCUGGAGCAGAAGAUACUGGAGAUAAACCUGAUAUUCUACAAGAUCUGGAUACGGAAUCGAUACAGCUUUUGAUCAAUUCCUUGUUUGACUCCUCAAGAGAUCUUCCGGACAACGCAUUCACCAUUUUCAUUACAGCGUUGUGUCAACUUAGCUCAGAAAUGAUCGGAAUGAAUGCACCAAAUGUACUGUUAAGUGAUGGCAGUGAAUACCCGUCAGUGCCAUCUACGCCAAACAUGGCAUUAUCACCUUCUCAAGAUAAUCAGCGAAGGAGGACAAGUGGUAUUAACAUAUCACAUAGUAUCAAAUCUGGUGAAAGAUCUUUCAGUCUCACCAAACUUAGAGUAGUUUCAACACUGAAUCUAAAUCGGAUAGUGACUCAAGAACCUGAAGUGGGAUGGUCAGUGGUCACCCAACAUCUUUUAGCCGUGGCAAGACAUUUGACUGCUCCAUCAACCACACGAACGCAAGCUUCGGAUACCCUCGGUGAACUACUUUUGGCUGCAAUCAGAAUAGGUAAAGAUGAUCGAAUCCAACAUCAAGUAUUCGACGUUCUCGUUCGACAAGUUGAUAUACAUCCUAUCAGUUAUACGAUUUCAGCAGAUUAUGAAGUGCGGUCGGCUGGGUAUCAAACUCUUAAUCAAAUAUUAGAAUCUUCGGGACAUUCAUUAUCUGUAGGAUGGUCAACAAUAUUUAGGAUGCUAGAUUCUGUCUGUCAAGAUAAAGACAAAGAAUUACUAUCGACGUCACUCAAGCAUACACCUGAGAUGCCCCUUACACCUAUAUCAGAAUAUCGAAGACCGUCAAUGAUGCUUUCCAAGGGAAAUGCCAAUUUAGUGAGAAUAGCUUUCCCGUCCUUGCAACUCAUAUGUACCGAUUUCCUUUCCUCCCUUGAUUUAGACGCUAUGAGAAGUUGUAUAACCUGCCUUGGUCAUUUCGGUCAACAAAAAGAAGAUGUCAAUAUCACACUUGCUGCUAUUGGAUUAUUAUGGACUGUAUCGGAUGCUGUUCAAGGUGAUUCAAAAGAGCUAUGGUUAUAUCUCUUAGCUGAAUUACUGGAAUUGGGUAGAGAUUCAAGGUUGGAAGUUAGGAAUAGUGCAAUGCAGACUCUUUUCAGAUGUAUAGAAUUAUAUGGAUCAGGACUAUCCCCAGCACUAUGGCAAGACGUGUUCUCGAAAGUGAUUUAUCCUUUACUUGAUUCGACAGAAGGGGAUGAAUCAUCUGUACUGGCUUUGACAUCACUUGGAUCGAUCUUUGGGAACUUCUUGAUGGAUAUCACGAAACUCAGUUCGUUCGAAGAGAUAUAUCGAAAGUUUUUAGAAAGGAUGCGUAAAGCUUGGACCGAUGAACCUCGGAAUUGUGGGACAGCAGGACUGAAGGCUCUUGAGAAGAUCUUGAUAUCUUUGAAAGGUCAUUCGCAAAAUAUCGAGCACAACAAAUUUGUGAUAGUGGAAGACACUUGGAAAACCUUGUCAAUUUUAGGUCAAAGAUUCACUGAAGGCGAUAUGUAUACACAAGAUAAUUUGAUCAAUCUAGUCAAGAUAGCUUCAUUAUUACAUGAUCAAAUAUCUUCAGAUGAUACCAACAAGCUGAAUGAUUUAUCAGUAAUCUUGAGAUCGAUAAUGACUUACACAAAGUCAACGGAUUAUCGACCUGAUAUAGAUACUUUGUCGCCUUUACAAUCUUCUAUAUCAACGUUAAUAGCGAAUUCAAAGAAGUUUUCAAAAAGUCAAAAACUACAUGAUCUAGCGGAAUCCACAUCAUUAGCAUAUAUUGGUGUAGGAGAAGGUGUGGCUUCUGGAAGUGGAGUAAAGUUGACUUAUGUAGGAUUGAGCAAAUGGUCUAUGCCAAGAUUGGCUGAUAUUAUCAAAACCCCAUCGAGAGGAAAAGGCAAAGGAAAAGAGAAAGAGAAAGAGGUAUUUGAGGAUGGCACUAUCGAAACUGUUCUGGGAGCGUAUUCAAUACCCAUUAAAUUGAAGUAUGAUUGUCCGUCGCCCAACAAAUUUGGAGAAGAUCCACCUUUAUGGAAAACGGCUAUGACAACCUUCGUGGCUAUACUAGAUAUAGUGAUGUCGACACUUGAAGUGGAAGACAUAACGUCGGAACGCUUCGAAGCGAUUUGGAGUCAAAUAAUGGAGAUUUUCAGUGGAAUUUUACUAGCUGAUAGCUCCGAGGAAGUAUCGUCCGACGAUGAAAGAUUCGUUAUUGCUCAUCUGACGCAUUUACGAUCCGUCAUUAUCCCUCACAUGGGCGACGCUCGAAUACCGGAUCGAGUUAUCAUACAAUUAUCAGAGGCUCUACGAAAAGCAUCUAGUCUGUGCCAUUACGACACCAGGAUCGACGGAGGAACGACCGCACCUGGAAUACCGGAGUCUCAGGAGGAACUGAGAUAUUGGGCAUUGGAAUUGCUAGUGUCUCUGUCAACCAAGAAAGAAACCGAUGGGAGUAAGGAGAAAAGAGUGAAAAACUUGUCUGUACCUUCUUUGAUGACAAGGUUUGGAAGUACUUUAAGUAGAUGGUUGGAAGAUAAGAAACUCAGAGGUCAUUUACCGUUUGGAAGGACAAGAGAAGAAGAGAUAUUAUUCGUACUUAGACAUCUUGUUACCAUGAAAAUAUGGGAAGGAAGUCUCUCAGCAGAUGACCAAGGAUCGGAAACCCUAUCUGGAAUAUAUAAGACGUCUCCCCGAUCUCAUCUAUUCCACUUCUAUCCACUCUUACUCCAAUUUAGCUUCUUACCUCAUACCCCCUCAAUGUGGAUAUUCCCAUCUGAACAUGCUCAGCUAUUCGCCUCACCACAUGUGGGACAAGGAAAUGACGAAGACGUCGGGAACAACUCACAAGAAGCUGGCGCAGUAGAUACACAAGGAGAAGAAGAUCAAGUAAGUGCGGGAGAUGGGGGUGAUUUGAUCGAAGUAAAUGCUGGAGAAUUGGCUAGAAGAUGCUUGGAGCUGAUCGGAGAAGAAAUGGGACUAGGUGUACAAGGGAGUUAUUCGGUCAGAUAG